AGGCAAAACCCAAAAACAUGUAAAAAGUUGGUGAAAUAUAUUUUUUUCUAUCUUUUAUCACCGUUUGUGUCGAUUAUAAAUAUAAUAAUUAAUUUAUCUACACGGAAUGUAUCAUCUGUCUUGUUCCUGAGGAAGAAAGGAAGGUUUCUUGACCAAAAAACGUGUUUACAGUAAUACAAAGCUUACACGAUGUCUGACAGUACAGAAAGCUCAGCAUAUUUUUACAGAAUAAUCUCUCUUGUUGUUGAUGUGGGCACUGAAACUUUGAGAGAUAUUUUUUACUGGAAAGUGCCGAAAUUAAAUGUUGCCACACUGUUUGCAACUCCUGAAGUUCAGUCUGAAUUUAAAAGACUGAAGGGAAAAAAAGCCUUGACAGAAGUCCAGUAUGCCAAAGUUACAAAUAAACCUGAUCCUGACACAUAUGAUAUUUCUUUGUUAACUACACUUCUUACAAAUCAGAAAAUUUGUAGAAUAAGUAAACCAAAAGAUGGUUGGGGGAAAGUUCCGGAUCCAUCAGACAUUUCUUUAGGAGCGGAUCUACUACGGCUGAGGGAAAUAAGAAAUGAAAUUAUUGCACAUCGCAAUAAGGCGCAAUUAGAAGUAGAAGACUACAAAAAGAUUUGGGGUAAUGUAGAAAUUGUUCUUUUACGGUUAGCUGCUAAUAUUGAUGCAUCAGAAAAAGACAAAGUCAAGGAAAAGAUCAGGAGUGCAGAGACUCGAGUGCUUGAACCAUUCCAUGAUAGGGAGAAGAAGUUGCUGCAGGUGUUUAUUGAGUGGCAGAAAGAAGACAAUAAGAAAACUGAAGUACAGCUGUCCGAUAUAUCAAAUAAAUUAGAAAACCUUCACUUAAAGGUUGACGGUUUGAAAACUCCAGCAGAUGAAACAGAUGCAGCACGCUCAAAUGUCACAUCGGAAGACACUCUGUCCUCUAUUCAGUCUCAAGUUAGCAGUGUUCUUGAGAAUUUGGGCAGCAUUGCUACACAAGAUGACGUCAGUCAGAUUCAAGCUAACAUGAAAAGAAUGGAAGACAAUGUUAAAGCUAUAUCUGAUUUGGUGAAAAUAUUGAAAGAGACGGUUGAAAAAAGUAACCAUAAUUUGGAAGAAUUAUCAAAGAAUGCACAUAUCAGUGGGUGCCAGCCAAUGUCUGCUAUAUUUGAAAGAGAUCAGGGUAGACAGUUUGUACCAGACAGACCUAAAAAACCGAAGAUAGAAAAUCCACAUGCAAUGACAGACAAAGAAAUUCUCGAAUUGAGUAAAAAGAUUGGCUACGAGUGGGAAUCUUUAAGAAUACACUUGGACUUUACUGAGGCUCAGGGCCAUGCCUUGAAAUGGGCCUUUAAUGAUGAUGUGCAGGUUAGGAUAUACCAGAUGUUAAAGGGAUGGCAUGAUGUGGUGGUCGAUUGUGGAGAGAAUCCUAAGAAGCUACUUGCUGCAGCAUUUGUGAAUGCCAGUACAAACUACCAAAUGGCUUACAGCAUUGUGCCUAAACAGCAGUUUGAUCCUAAUGCAGAAGCUAAACCUGCCACUGUUGCGCGCAUACAGAAAAUAUCAUUCAGCAAGACUGGCUUUGACCAAGGUGACGUGUUUCAUGAUCGUCCUGGAAGUGGAGCUUCCUAUAGGCCAGCUGGACCACCAGCUGGACCGUCAUCCUUUAAUGUGUAUGGCGGAGAUGUGACAAUUGGAGGAUUGGGUAUGCACCAGCCUCAGUCAUCAAGUUCAAGUAAUGUUGCAUCAGAUAGUUUUGAUGGGUCCGGCAGUAGAGAUACAAGCUUUGGUUCUGUCAACAUACAUGGAGGAAAAGUUGCAAUAUCAAAUAUGGCAAUGGGACCCGCUACACAAGUCAGUGGCUUUCCAAGCUAUAAUCAAUUGCCUACUGUAAGAGGAGAAAUGACGAGCAUUGUGCCAGACGUCGGUAAACCACAACAUGGAAGUUUUCUAUCCUCCGGUCAGCCGUUUAAGAAAGAAAAUGACGAUACGCUAAGCCAAAGCAUGGUAGCUGCAUUAGGUGAACAAAUGAAAUCAGUAGGAGCUCUCAUAUCUGCCGGUAACAUCGUAGGAACUGUCUUUAGGGUCGGCACCAAGUAUGUGAUGACGGCAUCACAUGUCGUGUCCAUGGUGAUAGACCCUCAUAACAACAGGAAAUCGUGA
Ruditapes philippinarum (Manila clam) is the source of this 2148-nucleotide messenger RNA. RefSeq lists its product as uncharacterized. The record is from RefSeq and is a predicted model, not a curated record. NCBI's taxonomy places the organism in Eukaryota, Metazoa, Mollusca, Bivalvia, Venerida, Veneridae. The coding region runs from base 190 to 2148 and encodes 652 amino acids. The transcript is spliced from 11 exons.